Messenger RNA from Fusarium fujikuroi IMI 58289, 1524 nucleotides. RefSeq lists its product as uncharacterized. Gene Ontology annotation, biological process: regulation of DNA-templated transcription. The record is from RefSeq and is a predicted model, not a curated record. Gene Ontology annotation, molecular function: DNA-binding transcription factor activity. The transcript is spliced from 4 exons. NCBI's taxonomy places the organism in Eukaryota, Fungi, Ascomycota, Sordariomycetes, Hypocreales, Nectriaceae. The coding region runs from base 1 to 1524 and encodes 507 amino acids.
AUGACCGCUGACGCUGAAACGCGGCGCGCAAAGAAGCGCCAAACGGACAGGAAUGCGCAACGACAGCAUCGGAAACGGCAGAAGCAGUACAUCGAAGGACUCGAGGCUCAGAUAUCUCUUCUCAAAUCAGCUGGUAAAUCUGAGGCAUCUCAACUUGCUGCCCAGAACCUGCAAUUACAAGAUGAGCUCCAACAAAUGCGCCGUCUUUGGGACGAGAUGGAAAAUAUACUGCAACGCCAACGGGAUCUACGAUCAAACUCGAUACUCAAUGUGCCAUUGGUCUGUUCUGAUGGCAGUCCGACGCCCAGCUACGAUAGCAAUAAUGAGAGGGAUGCUUCCGCACAGGCAUUUGCAGUGAGGUCUGCGAGCUUCAACGACACCGCCCAAGUGCGUCCGACAGUGCACCCAGCACCUGCAGUCGUGGGUGGUCACUUGCAGUCGACCGGACUGUCAGAUCUGGAUGGACUUAUGCUUCACGACUCAACGUCGACACACGAUCUACCGGAUAACCUGAUCCAUUGCGACACGUUGGAUCUUCAUGAUGGCUCCCACCUACUUAACACAGAUGGCAAUGAGAUGGAUUCGAUUCUGCGAGAUGACUUUGCGCUGGCCAAUAUGGAUCGUUCAGACGAAAGCGACAGAGCCACGACCGAACUGACUCACUCCCAAUCACUCACAGCCCGGAAUAAAGACUCAGACCACUUCUAUACAAUAGAUUCAUCCCAGAUACAGACCCCUCGAGCGCAUGAAUCUGACUCCGCAAUGACCAUGAGAUGGAUAACCAGCCCAAGUCAUCUCCUCCGAGAAGCCGACGACAUAGAUCAUUUCCCAGAAGUCGAGGACGGUUCACCACACCACCAGGAAAGGCAACGUACCCCCGAUCCUCUCGACGGCUUCACAGAAUUAUUCGAUGCGUGCAUGAAGCAUAACCUCCCCGCCUUCCGCUCGAACAUGCCCUUGCUGAUGUUUUCGUCGGCUUCGAAAGACGUGCUGUUACAUGAGAUGAUACAGCGUGCUAGCCAGAACCCAGAGUCCAUCGGGCCGCCAGUGCUGAUCGACUUUCUCGUUGAUAAUAAACAAAAUUCGCUAUCGACUGAUCUGAAGGUCUAUUUGGAGCCGGUGCGGAAGACUCGUCGGACAUCAGAGUAUCUUGCGACAUAUUGGGUUCUGUAUCUACUAUUAAGGUGGCAAAUUGUUCGUAGUGAAGAUGCCUACCAUAGUUUACCGCCUUGGCUUCGACCUACGCCCUUGCAGCUCGUCGUGCAUCACCCAAUGGCAGCUGAUCUCAUAGCAUGGCCCGCAAUACGAGAAGGUCUCGUUCAGAUGUCCAUGUCAGACCCCGAUCGUGUGUAUGAUGUUUCUACAGAUAUCGGGAAAUAUCUCACGGUCGAAAUCUCAACGUCUGAAUCGGACUUAGUACAUGAUCCUCAGCAACUCGUGUCCAAGAUAUUGGAUUUGAACAAUUGGAAGUUGGACAAGGAGUUUUUUCAUCAGUACCCUCAAUGGAAGGGCAACACUACCUAG